AUGAUACAAUCAGACGAAGAUAAUUUAGACUCUUCUGAAACGACAGCAUCAACGUCUUAUAGUGCUACUUCAUCCACAUCAUCCAGAGCUCAGCCAAGGGCAUCCUUAUUUUUGGAGAAUCUUGAUGACGCACAUGGGAAUCCUGAUGCAGGCAUAGAGAUGGCUACUGUUGCCUAUGAGAACACAAGUAGAGGCCAAGGAUUUGCCGUAUAUAUAAACAAUGAAAGAUUUUCUCAAAUAAUGGGGGCAUCCACAAGUUCUAGCUCGAGUAGCGCCUCGUCCUCUAUUACACAAUUUCACGAUACCCAUGAUAAUAAUAUACCAAGGAACACUACAGUAGGGCCAACUUCACUUCGACGAGAUAAUGAGGAAACCGCACCAUCAAGGAACGUAACUCCUUCACAAAACGUAGCGGUACGACCAGAAAGGGUAAUAAAUUCACCAUCUUCGCAAAGAUUAAGUUGCGCACUGACAAUAUCAACUUCAGUUCUCAUGGGAGAAGAUGUUGAAGGAAGCCCUUUAGAGCAAGAACAUAGUAGGGUCGUAUCUUCAUUGUACUCUUCUUUGGCGAAUCGCGGGAACGACGAGCCAAAGAAUGGGACACCACCACGUCCUACUUCAUUUGAAGCUAAUGAAACAGCGGAACACUCAUUUUUUUCAUACCAUUAUGACGAUACUUUAGAACCUGAUGUUGAAGAAGCAGUCAGACUAACGAAGAAUAAAAAUUCCAAUGUCAAUUUUAUAAGCUCAACUGGCGGUGAAGGUCACGGUGAGGUCCAAGAUGGAGACAGAGAUCAAUAUGAACUUGUGAGCGAAUCGAAGUUUAUACCACACAAAUUAAAAAUUCCUGAGAAGGCUGGAUCAAUAAAGUCAUCGUCAAGUGAUGAUUCGCAUUCGCUUGAUGCACCAGCUACGUUGGCAAGGAGGAUUAAAAUUCCUCAGAGUCCGUCCUUAAUCGGUAACAUAUUGAUUCCUUCACAGAAUAGUGAUAGUAGCAGCGAAAACUCCCCCAAAGACCAUAUAGGGCAUAAUAAUCAAGAAAAUUUUCAUUCGACGUCUAUGCGUAAGUCCUCUACAUCCUUGGAGGAAGAAGGUCCACCAAUUGGAGUUCCUUCAAUUCCCGUCUUAAGGAGUGUGUCAGGGUCAAGCAAAUGGGCGAGGACGCCUUUACGCUUAGAAUCUGGAAGUUCAACUAAAUCUGACCCAUUUUCACGCUAUGAAGGACAUAAGACGCCCUCUCCGUUAACCAAAAUAAACAACAACAAAGAUAAAGCGCUACCAGAACAUGGACAAUUUCUUGUGUUAGCUCCAAUUAAAUCCCAAAGCUCAGAGUCAUGCGCAGAACAGAACCCUAUUAUAGAAAAGCCAGCUCGAAGCAUACGACGAAAGAACAAAGAAAAGGCAGAUAUCAGGAAAGAAGACGGAGAUGAUGUUGGAAACAUAGACCUGGAAGCAAGGAUGCCAAUUCAGCAUAUCGACACCGCGUCCAUCCAUUCGUUUGAUUCAGGUCAAAAUGGAUUCAAGGACGUUUACAGCAUUGGAAGCAUUAUUGUGAUCAUCCUAUGUUGUAUUAUGGUGCCACCGUUAUUUUUUAUUAUUGGUUGCGGCUCAAGAAGCAAAUUGGUUUCAGACUAUAGAUUAAUGAGGUUGCUCAUGAAUAAAGAACACCGAGCGGCUUUGCUGCAAGGAUUCAUAUGGGAUGUCGAUUUAAGGUGGUUCCGGAUGUUUUGUCUGAUCUUAGGGGCUGCCGAAACAGUGAUUGUGAUGGCCGGUAUUGCUAUCGGCUUUGCCGUGGGCAUCACACGUGAAUGA
Messenger RNA from Saccharomyces paradoxus, 1812 nucleotides. It is a transcript of the gene BUD8, whose product is annotated as Bud8p. The coding region runs from base 1 to 1812 and encodes 603 amino acids. The record is from RefSeq and is a predicted model, not a curated record. Lineage: Eukaryota; Fungi; Ascomycota; Saccharomycetes; Saccharomycetales; Saccharomycetaceae. The transcript has a single exon.